CACAUGCAGUCACAUUCGAAUCUGCCGCCCGCCGCCGCCGCCGCCGCGAUGACUACAACGUUGACAAAGACAGUCGGCUGGAUUGAAACGCAUGGCUUCGUUGUGGGGCUCAGCGUGAUCGCUGCGACGGGCAUUGGUCUUGGCUUUGCCACCGAUUCGACCGACAACAUUCCGCAGCCGUACAACCGCAUUUCGUCCGUGAUCGGAUGGGUCUACUUUGCGUGCUGGAGCGUCAGCUUCUGGCCGCAAGUGUUUCUCAAUUGGCGCCGCCAGAGCGUUGUCGGUCUCUCGCUGGACUUUCUUGUGUACAACAUCCUCGGGUUUGUGUGCUAUGCCGUGUUCAACGCGGCGUUCUACUGGAGCGAUGCUAUCCAGGACGAGUACAAGAAGCACCACGACGGCCACCCGAACGCCGUCCAAGUCAACGACGUGUUUUUUGCCUUGCACGCAGUGUUUGUGACGCUCCUCACAUACUACCAAACCACGAUCUACACACGCGGCACCCAAACCACGUCGUCACUGUGCAAGAGCGUUGUUGGCAUGUCCGUGAUCGUGAGCGGCGUGUUCUUCCUCCUCGGAUUCAUCGUGUCGAAUGAAUGGUUCUCCACGCUCAACUUCCUGUACCUCCUCAGCUACGUCAAGCUCGGCGUAUCGCUGGUCAAGUACAUUCCCCAAGUAAUUCUCAAUUACCAGCGCAAGUCGACGGUUGGAUGGACGAUCUGGAACGUCUUGCUCGACUUUACGGGCGGCACGUUGUCCAUGGCGCAGAUCAUGUUGACGAGCUCCGUCACGAACGACUGGUCUGCCAUCACGGGCGACCCCGUCAAGUUUGGCUUGGGAUUCACCAGUGUCUUCUUUGACGUGAUCUUCAUUACCCAGCAUUACGUCCUGUAUCCUGGCGCGGAUGACGGUGACACGAACGAGGAAACGCCCCUCUUGAAGGUAUAACCAGGAUGAGCCCAUGUAGUCGUGUCGAGUGGCGUGAAAGCACAUGCUAGUUCUGUUUAAUAUGAGGAGUCUCUGUUUGUCACCAA
Messenger RNA from Aphanomyces invadans, 1034 nucleotides. RefSeq lists its product as hypothetical. The transcript has a single exon. The record is from RefSeq and is a predicted model, not a curated record. Gene Ontology annotation, cellular component: vacuolar membrane. Gene Ontology annotation, biological process: L-cystine transport. Bases 4 to 948 code for a protein of 314 amino acids. Gene Ontology annotation, molecular function: L-cystine transmembrane transporter activity. Lineage: Eukaryota; Oomycota; Saprolegniomycetes; Saprolegniales; Verrucalvaceae.